CAAAUAUGGCAGCGACGAGCCCCGCCAAGUCUACAAAUGGACUUGAUGGGCAGCACGUAACACAGAAAGGCAGUAACGGGUGCCUUGAUGAGGGACCAGAAUUUGAAGAGACUGCACGGUUGCUUACGCUGGAGGAAGCCAGGUGUCCGGUGUGCCUUGAGAUCCUUUUGGAACCUGUGACUAUGCCUUGUAAGCACUCGGUGUGUCUUCCAUGUUUCAAGCAGAGCGUAGAGUUUACUAGUCUGUGCUGUCCGCUUUGCCGGCUGCGAGUGUCCAGCUGGGCCCGUAGACAGUCUCUAAAGAAAAGUCUUAUAAACGUCGAGCUCUGGGAUAUGGUCCGACAGAGCUAUCCCGAGAAGUGUAAGCGAAGAAUGGAGAUGCGAGAGGGAGGUGGCGCAGCUGGAGAAGAAAAAACUUUCUGCAAACCUGGAGAGAUUCCACAGGAGUAUAAACAGCAACAGAAAAAGGCAGUGAUGAAUGAGGAGAAGAGAAGAGCACAGUCCCAUGAAGAAAUGGAGGAAUAUGGAUUACCGAAGCACUUUAAGGAUUCUUUCUGUGGAGUGUCAUCAGAUUUGGAGAAUGAAGAGCCAUCUGGAAUGAGAACCAGAUAUGUAUCUGCCUUCAUUCGCAAAACCAGAAGCUCACCACCUUCCAGUCGAAUUCUCCAGAAUCAUGUGGUGCAAAGAAGCAGAAGUUGUACUGAAACAGAAGACGGCAGAGAGAAGGAUGGUUGUCCUUCAGAACUUGCUGCAAUGGCCAAGGCCUGCAUUACCUAUAGCUAUAAUGCAGGAAUCCUGCUCUCCUCUGAGAACAGUCGUUCUCUUUCCGCACCCGUCCUCAUCCCUGACAAGAAGCUCUUGUGGAGAGGUGUUUUUGCUGCUGCUGCGUCUACCUCCUUUACCGUUCCUUUGACUAGACCAGAGAGGUCCAUCAGCCCUGAGAGCAAUGACAGCAUCUCUGAGGAGCUGAACCACUUCAAGCCCAUCGUCUGCUCACCUUGCACCCCCCCAAAGAGGCUGCCAGAUGGGAGAUUGUUAGAGCCCACCAUAGUGAAGUCAACACCCAGGAAUCUGAACCGCAGUUUGCAGAAACCUACCAGCUACGAGGCCAGCCCCACCAUCCUCCAGAAGUGGAAGCAAAUUGAGAUGGACCGUCAGCACACCAAGGUUUCUUCCAAGGGUACCAUAACCAGCCCUGUCUUUGAUGUUACUGUCAAGAAGAACUGUCAUCAUAAGAGGAGUAAAUUCUGUACAAAUCUUCGAGGAGAAAAUGCGCUGAAACAGCAUGGCAGUGUUUCCAUUAUGAAGGCUGACAUCUCUGGACAGGAAAAGGGAGAAAAUUUAACAUGUAAUAAGAGGAGGUUAAUAUUUGAUCAACCCAUCGCAGAACAAAGUACUUCUCUAAAACGAUCAGCCAAGUCCCAAACCCCAAUUGAAAUUGUCUCCACUGAGGGGACUUGCAUCACUGAUUGUCAGGCAGCUGAGGACAUGGGGACAGGGUCUGUAAAAGACAGUAUACUAUCCACAGCCCAAGAAAGGCAGAUAUUGCUCAUUUAUAACAAUUGUGCAGAAGUGAUACAAUGUAAUCAAAAAGUGAUGGACACACAGGACCAAAGAAACAAUUCAAAUGCCAGAAGCAGUGUCAAGGGCAGACCUACCUCAAGGAGGGGCAGGAAGAGGAGCCAAAAAACUAAGCACUUGGAAGUGGGAGGGAGAGCCAAGAAAUUUAGACCCCAGUGCCAAGAUGUCUUUGACACUGAGAGUGAUGUGGGGUCUUUAUAUGGACAACGCUUGCAGCAAGAGAAGGAGGACCACAAGCUAGCAUUAAAACUGCAAAGACAGUUUAACAUGGAGUGUAAAAAGGUGGACAGGCGAAAGACAAGUCCUGACAAGUACCUGCUCCGAUCAUGGGUCUUUGCUGGUGGUAGUGAAGAAUACAGUCCACGCAGAUCAGUAAGGAUCUUCAAAAAGAGCUAGCACUUCAGACUACAACCACAAAUAUUAAGUGUUCUUUGUUCAGUCAACCAACACAUUGUCUACACAUCAUGUCAUUUUGCUCCUUAGGCAACUUGGAUCCAUUUCUUGCUGACUGUGUUAACGGCAGAACCAGUAGGAGAAG
This is a messenger RNA of Megalops cyprinoides (Indo-Pacific tarpon), 2118 nucleotides long. Its product is annotated as E3 ubiquitin-protein ligase RNF169-like. Gene Ontology annotation, cellular component: nucleus; site of double-strand break. The transcript has 6 exons. Bases 6 to 1976 code for a protein of 656 amino acids. Lineage: Eukaryota; Metazoa; Chordata; Actinopteri; Elopiformes; Megalopidae. Gene Ontology annotation, biological process: double-strand break repair. The record is from RefSeq and is a predicted model, not a curated record. Gene Ontology annotation, molecular function: metal ion binding; ubiquitin-protein transferase activity; nucleosome binding.